Messenger RNA from Penicillium maclennaniae, 351 nucleotides. RefSeq lists its product as uncharacterized. Lineage: Eukaryota; Fungi; Ascomycota; Eurotiomycetes; Eurotiales; Aspergillaceae. The transcript has a single exon. The coding region runs from base 1 to 351 and encodes 116 amino acids. The record is from RefSeq and is a predicted model, not a curated record.
AUGCACCUCGCCGUGAUCUCUCUCCUCGCAAUGGCCACGGUUGCGACUGCGGACUGGUGGUAUUUCGAUGCCUGGGAUGGAUUGAGCUGCGGAGAUGCCCCUCAGAAUGGCCAGGUCUUCCUAUCCAUAGAGGGAACCGGAGAGCAUGUGUGCAUCAGCUUUGAAGAAGGCCAAAGGGCUUACUCGUAUGCGGCUGGCUAUCUCAGUGAGGGCACCGAGGCUUGGGGGGUUUCUUCACGAACACUGCGAAGGACCGAGCAAGAUGCUUCACAACAACUCCUGCACAAAUCCGGAUGUCGAAAUUCCCUAUAUCCGCUCAUGGAAAAUCAUCCAAUUCCUAAGCUAAGCUGA